GCUCUCUGUCAUUCGCAGCAUCACAGUCGAAUUUUAACGGUCAGUGCGUAAGCAUCGGUGGUUCCGAGUCUCCACGAGUAGAAAAACAGCCCGUGCUAGCUGUAAAGCCACAAGCGAAAGCGAGACGCCCGUACCAGAGUGCCGGAAGACUAGUUUCAGCAGCAGCAGUCAGAGUGGGACAGCAAUAGAGACAGGAACGCACAUAAUUCCGCGUGCAGCCAACGGACUCCUUGACAGCGGACUCCUUGUCAGUUUGCAAGCGCCAGUGAACCCGAUCACACAUCGUGAGGAAGCCGUCGACAGUAGCGCAGACCGGUCGGAAGUCAAAGAAAAGUCCAAAGUGGUUCUGUCCCAAAAAAAAGAAAACCAACCCAAUACCGCUACCCCGCAAACCAAAAGCAAAGCUAAAAUGAGUUCUGCAGACAAAAACAGUGAAGUUGAGGUGGAGAACGUUGCCGCUGCGGAGGAAAAGGCAGAAACCAAGGAGGUGAAAGGAGUCAAGCGGCCCGCCGACGAGAAAACCGCCGAAACGAAAAAAGUAAAGAAGGACGAAAACGGUGCCGGCGAGGAAGAGGAAGAAGUGGAAGAUGAAGGAGAGGAGUUGGAGGGAGAGGAUGAAGAAUACGACCUUCCAUACGGUGAUGAGGAAGACAUUGAAGCGGAAGAUGAGGAAGAGGAGGAGGGUGAUGAUGUCGAGGGGGAGGAAGAUGAUGAGGACGCGUAAUGAAUGAAAGUGCAUAUGUGAGAGUGAGACUAACAAAAAACAAAAAAAAAAAACAAAAUAACUCUAGUAAUAGGUGAUUUAUUAUUUUGAAUUUGCGUUAGUGGAGCUGCAAGGAAGAAGUAUAUGCAUCGAUGAAAACGAU
Molecule: messenger RNA, 866 nt
Organism: Anopheles funestus (African malaria mosquito)
Lineage: Eukaryota; Metazoa; Arthropoda; Insecta; Diptera; Culicidae
Product: bacchus-like
Exons: 3
Coding region: 410-724 (104 amino acids)
Source: RefSeq, a predicted model, not a curated record